UUCCGCUGGGGCCAAUCCUCUUUGACAACUAGAUCCAAAGUUCCGGACUCCUGGACAGAUGUCUCCCUCUGGUGCUUCCCAUUCUCCUCUUCACGAUUUCUCCAUAAAUAAUUAACACAAAAUAUAAUUACUCCAGGAUUUAAUUCCGAUUUCAUCUCAAUAGAUUAAAGAAAAAAUAAUCUCUUGUGACAACAGAAGGUGUAAUCAAGAAUUAAUUAAGUAAUUACUCUCAUGACUGUUUAAUGACAAUGAAUCGAACUUAUCGUCUGCUGCAUCAGAGAUUCGUGUCAUUUCAUCGUUGUUUGAUUAUUGGAAAGUCCAAGGUGCCAUCGACAAUCAGAUACUGCUCCAGCCAAGGAAAUCUUCAAGAAAAUAUUUGUAAUAUUGGAACAAUUGGACAUGUAGAUCAUGGAAAAACGACAUUGACAGCGGCAAUAACAAAAGUAUUGUCUGAAGAACUCAAGAGUUGUAAAUACGUACCCUUUGAUGAGAUUGAUAAAGCACCAGAGGAAAAAGCUAGGGGUAUCACAAUAAAUAUUGCACAUGUGGGUUAUUCCACUAAAUUAAGACGAUAUGCCCACACCGACUGCCCAGGUCAUGCUGAUUUCAUCAAGAAUAUGAUCAGUGGUGCAUCCCAGAUGGAUGGAGCUAUUUUAUUAGUUGCUGCUGAUGAUGGAACCAUGCCACAGACUCGAGAACAUCUUUAUUUAGCUAAACAACUCGGUGUCAAUCACAUUGUCGUUUUUAUCAAUAAGGCGGAUCUGGUGGACGACGAGCUGUUGGACCUAGUGGAGAUUGAGAUCAGAGAAUUAUUAACAAAUAUUGGUUUCGAUGGAUGUGCAUCACCGGUGGUCAGGGGCUCAGCACUGGCUGCACUUAAUGGUGAAAGCCAUGGGGUUCAAUCCGUCAAGAGAUUGAUGGAUGCUGUUGAUAAUUAUGUGCCAACACCAAUCAGGGAUUAUCAAUCGCCAUUUCUGCUGCCCAUUGAUAACGUCUUCAAUGUUCCUGGAAGAGGAACUGUCGUUGUGGGCACUCUAAAACGAGGAAUAAUGAGGAAAAAUGAUGGGGCUGAUCUACUGGGUUUCAAUAAUGACACUAAAACAAGUAUUUCGGAUAUUCAGAUUUUUAGGAAAAGUGUACCUCAAGCUCUGGCAGGGGAGAAUAUAGGAGUUUUAUUAAGAAGUAUUAAAUACCAAAAUGUCUGUCGUGGGAUGAUGCUCUGCCAGAGAAAUUCUCUCGUCUCCAGUAAUCAUUUUGAGGCACAACUCUAUCUCUUGGAUUCCUCUGAGGGUGGGAGGCAUCGACCACUUCCGGCUAAUGGACAUUGCACACCGAUUUAUAGUGGAACGUGGACAGUACAGUGUAGAUUUGACUUCCAAUUGGAAGGGGAAAGCAAAAUGUUAAUGCCUGGGGAACAGUGUGCGACGAAUUUGACGCUUGUGAAGAAAAUGCCGAUCGUUGAGGGACAAUCUUUCACGAUUCGGGAAAAUAGAAGUACAAUAGCUACUGGGAUUAUAACGAAAGCCUUGAAACCACUGAACAUCGAUAAAAAGAGAUUAAAUCUCAUUGUUAUACCUAGCAUGAAGCAAAUGAAGUCAUAAAAUUUGAAAUAUAUGAUUCUUUCUCCUAUCUUCAAAGAACUCAAGUUCAUUUGAAUUUUAUUCCAUAUUUCAAUUGUUCAAUUGCAUCUACAGGAAUUACAUCACAUUUUAACAAAAUGAGGUAACAAUCUCAUCAAAAUAAUGAACGCAUGUUUAUCCUCGUGACUUUCACGUAUUUAAUACUAAUUUCGAUUUAAAAUCCAAUCUCGUUACUUAGAUUUAUAUUCAUGAAAAAUUAGUGGCGAGAAUGUUUUCACUAAUAAACAUACAUCACUGAUGA
This is a messenger RNA of Fopius arisanus, 1881 nucleotides long. Its product is annotated as elongation factor Tu, mitochondrial-like. Bases 243 to 1601 code for a protein of 452 amino acids. The transcript has 5 exons. Lineage: Eukaryota; Metazoa; Arthropoda; Insecta; Hymenoptera; Braconidae. Gene Ontology annotation, molecular function: GTPase activity; GTP binding; translation elongation factor activity. The record is from RefSeq and is a predicted model, not a curated record. Gene Ontology annotation, biological process: mitochondrial translational elongation. Gene Ontology annotation, cellular component: mitochondrion.